This is a messenger RNA of Trifolium pratense (red clover), 1115 nucleotides long. Its product is annotated as syntaxin-61-like. NCBI's taxonomy places the organism in Eukaryota, Viridiplantae, Streptophyta, Magnoliopsida, Fabales, Fabaceae. Gene Ontology annotation, cellular component: membrane. The record is from RefSeq and is a predicted model, not a curated record. Gene Ontology annotation, biological process: Golgi vesicle transport. The transcript has 7 exons. Bases 120 to 851 code for a protein of 243 amino acids.
GACAUGGAGAAUUUAUAUGAUCAAAUUGAAUACAGUAAUAAAAAAGAGAGAAAGCACUAAAUACAGUGUCACAGUGUUCAAGACAAUUCAUUCAUCUCCUCACCAAUCCAUAACAUAACAUGCCCUCAGCUCAGGAUCCAUUCUACGUUGUCAAAUCCGAGAUUCAAGAAUCUAUUGAUACUCUGCAAUCUACUUUUGAGCAAUGGAAACGUACUUCUGAUGCUGAAGAGCGAGGACGUGUUACAAAGGAGGUUAUUGCUGGAUGUGAAAGCAUAGAGUGGCAGGUGGAUGAAUUGGAAAAAGCAAUUGCUGUUGCUUCUAGAGAACCUUCUUGGUAUGGCAUUGAUGACGUGGAGAUUGAAAAUCGGAGGAGAUGGACAAGCAGUGCUCGUACUCAGGUUGGCACAGUGAAGAAAACAGUCGAUGCUGGAAAGAGCUUAAGUACAACAAGCAUUAAUGGGAUGCAUCGAGAACUAUUGAGGCUACCGGAUUCCUAUCAACCUUAUACAUCCAACCAGAAUGCUGCCAAUGAUAAUGAUGAUUUCAUACAAUCAGAAUCAGAUAGACAGAUGCUUCUUAUAAAGCAACAGGACGAGGAGUUAGAUGAACUUAGUUUAAGCGUGCAAAGAAUCGGAGGCGUUGGACUCACGAUACACGAAGAACUCCUUGCACAGGAAAAGAUUAUAGAUGAACUGGGUAACGAGAUGGACAGUACAUCAAAUCGUCUAGAUUUUGUCCAAAAAAAAGUUGCAAUGGUUAUGAAGAAAGCUAGCGCGAAAGGCCAGAUCAUGAUGAUAUUAGCCUUGUUGGCUCUAUUCAUUUUCCUAUUUUUCUUAGUCUUCUUAACCUAGUCAGUGUUACUAUGCUGUUUGUAUAUGGAAAAAUAUCUCAUUUUUUUAUGGGGAGAUGCAUAACUAAUGGAAAUACAGUCUUCAAUGGAAGCCUUCUUGUUCAUGGUUUCUGAUAGACAUUAGAAAAUUCUUUUGUGAUGUACUUCAUGGUUUCUGAUUAGACAGUAGAAGAGUGUAAUGUACUUCAAGGUUUAUAAUAGGAUUUUGGAUUCUGGACAAGUUGGUUUGGAUAAAUGAUGUCAUGAUGUUCCUCUUUUUAAACCA